GUUCUUUGACAGGACCUUGCAAAGAAAUUUGGUACUUGCGACGAGGUGCUCAAGGAAUUCGGUUUAGUUAGUGACGACUUGCAAAGACAACUUGAAUUGAAGGAUGGCGAUUAUGAGGAAAUAGUGAAAGAAACUGCAGCUGUAAAACGGGAGUACGAAGAGCGCAAGCGACGGCUGUAUUUACACAGUCAAAUGCUGAAGGACUAUCAUCACACACUCGUGCGGUUUAAGACAGUGGUAGGGGACGUUGAAAGUUGGGUUAAGGAAUCGACUCAAGACACCUCGAAGACAUUGCCUGUAGAAAGAAACAGAGCGAGAGAAGAACUUCUAAAAAUCGACGACUCUCUUGACGAGCUCGGACAGAAACGCUUGCAGUUGUUGGGUGCAGAUGAAAGCAGAAUUUGGCUUGCCAGAACUUCCGAUGACGAAGCUGUCAAAAAUGUCCUAAGAGAGGAUAUUGAAAGGCUCACAGGACUUUUUGAUGAGAAAGAGGGUAACUUGAGGGAACAGAAAACGAAAUUGGAAAGAUCAGUCUUGUCGCCAGAAAACACCACUGAUGUGUACGAUAAUUUCGUUGAUAUCAUGUCUCCACUAGAGUUGAAAUUGCAGAGAGAAAAAACUGUGGUAGUGAACCGACAACGCCUUAAUGAAGACACGGAAUUCUGCAAGAUGAACGCUCGAGAUCUGCAGUCGAUGAAACCAGUUUAUGAGCAAACAAAAGCGAUCCUUGAUGGCAAGCUGCAGGAAAGCAUGUGCGACGAUGAGAAGGAGCAGAUCGAGCGUCAAAUAGACGACCUUCGCGAUCGAUGGGACGCAAUGGAGGAGAGCAUUAAGAAGUAUGAUGAUUUUAGUGCGCAGUUAGUCCCAAAGGUCGAGGAAUACGAAGGGAAAGAACGAAGGCUUGAAAACUGGUUAAAAGAAACGGAAAACAAGCUGGAUGAUAUUCCACAAAGCGCACAACUCACUUUGAAGGAGCGUGAAACCCAAAUCAAGAAUGUUCUUCGUGAUCUCGUGGCAAAGCAAGACGAAUUGGACAGUGUGAAUAAAUGUUUUGAAGAUAUCAAAUCAAUUUGCGAAGAUUUCCCUGAUGAAGUAGAUGGAAAUAUACAGCUGAGCCACGGUAAUGAUGAAGUGAACCAAAAGUACGCUGAUUUGAAGAAGCAAGUAGAAAAUAUGAGCGAGAAUUUGCAAGAUGAUAAAAAGAUACAUCAAGAUUAUACGAACCAUCAGGAGAAAGUAGAGGAAGUGUUGUUGCAGGUUGAAAGCGUUUAUGAGCAGAAUAGUCCCAUUGAAUUUGAUGUUGAUGAAACAGAAAAUGAGUUGAAUCGCAUUAAGGAUAUCGAAGAUCGUCUUGAAGAAGUCACUCGAGCAUCGAAUGAAUUUGAAGUGGAGCUCGAAAGCUUUGAGAACGAGGUUAUUGAAAGAAAAUCAAAAGAACUGGCGACGAAACUGGACGAAUCCGCUCGUGUUAUUUGUAUCGCAAAGUCGGAGCAAGAGAAAAAAUCGAAAGUUCAGAAAAGUUUUCUAUCCACUAUUGAAAACAUCGAGAAAUCAACUUCGACAAUCACCAAUAAAUUCGCAUCAAUAGGGCCUGCCAAAACGACAUCACAUGAAAUCAAGGAUCAAAUUGGCAUCCUUGAAGAAAUUGAAGAAGAAUUGACCAGCAUUAAACCUAAGAUUCAAUACACUGAAGGCCUUGAGGAUUGGAUGAUUUCCAAAAACGGAAACGUGACCGAAGACCAUGAAAUUGCAAAUGAAAAGAUUCGCAGCAGAGUGUCUGCAGUUUUGCAUCCAUUUAAAGUCGUAGCCGAGAAAAUUGAAGGGAAAAAAGCUGAACUGAAUGAUGCUCUUGUUCGUCAACUUGAUUUGAGCCAAACCUGUACGUUGCUUUUCGAGAAGCUGAAUGAGCUGGAGACACGUGCUAGUUUGAUUGGACCUUUGUCGAUGAAAUACUCUGUACUGCGUCAGCAAGUUGAUGCAUUUGACUCGCUGAAAAAAGAGGUCUCUCAGACAGGGCGUCUUUGUUCGAUGGCUGCAGAUGAUUUCCAAAGGUCGUAUGGCGCGAUGUCACCGGAGCAGAGAAGAGAGGUGGAAGAGAACAUAAACGAAGUGACUAAAAGAAAGAAGAGCUUGGAGGCUUUUAUAAAUGAGAAGAAGAAUGAUAUCGAUUCGCUGCAGCCAGUGGCCAAGUCCUUAGAUGCCGCAAUACUUGUUGUCGAGCCGAACCUUGAGAAACUCGGUGCUGCCAGUGCACAGUUGGAUACUCCAACUGAUCUUAUGAGUUGUGCAAAGCAAAAGAUUGCGAUAGAAGAACUCAAGGAAGAAAUCACUGAAUUAAAAUCGCCGGUGAAACAUUUGAAAGAGUUAAGCAUCAAGGCCGAAGAUGUGACGUCAAAGAUUAAGGAGAUAAAGGACAAGGAAGUUAUUCAGGAGAAAUGUAAAAACCUCGAAAACAAAUUUGAAAUAGUGGAUGAAGUCGUUGAGAAUCGGCAUGAUCAAGUCUCUAAGUUGCAUGCAGCGUUUGAAAAGUUUGAUAAUAAAAUGAGACAUGCAGAUCAAGACAUUUCUGCGUAUGAAGCGUCAUGGGAUAGCUGUGAGCCGUUCGGUUUGGUAUUAGAUGAAGGGAAUCGAAGUAGGAAGAAAAUUGAAGAUGUUUUGGAUCAAAUCAAAGUCACAGAGGAAAAAUUAAACUCGUGUGAAGAAGUUUCAAAUGAAAUUGCAGCAGAAAUUGGAAAAGAUGACGCCAAGUCUGUAACAUCGACAGUUUUACACAGGAAGAAGCGGUUAGAAGAGGUUAAGAAAACAAUUGAAAGCAAAAAGGAAGAUGUGAGCUCAGAAAUAUUAGAUCUCGGGGAAUUCUUGAAGGAUUCAAGUGAGCUGGAACAAUGGUGUAAUCAUUUUAAAGUGAAAGGCAAAGAAGUGGACGCUGUCGCCCAAGAGGCAGAGAGCGUGCCAAUACAGCUACAGCAAGUCGAGGCCCUGCUUGACGAAAUCGAACACCGAGAGUCUGAUGUGGAUAGACUGGCUAGUAGCGCGGAAAAGGUCGUUUCAAACAAUCCCGAGUCGGUGCUUGUACGAUCUGAAGUUAGCGAACAAGUUGGCCAGAUCUCAAAGGACGUUGAUGCGAUGAAGUUGCGCCUCAGGAAGAGAAGAGAUCAGCUGAGAAGGCGAUCGAUGGAACAAGAAUGCCUUGAUGACGUCAUUGAAGAAUUUUCAAGUCAACUAGAGAAGAUUGAGGCCAGGCAAAAACAGGAAAAGCCGGUUUCUGCUUUGUUUGAUGUUUUGGAAAAACAGCGCAAAACGUGCGAAUACAUCGUUGAUGAUGUGCAGGAAUUGAAAGAUGAUUACAGAAACAUCGAAAGGAAGAUAAAAGAAUCAAUGGACGAAGAAGAUCAGAAGCAAAAAGUUGAUGAAAUUUUUGGAAAGUUCGAAAAGAUUGGUGUCCGGUUUGAUGAUAUCAAGAAGGCAGAAAAAGAAAGGCGUGAAAAAAUAAAGCAAGUAGAAAAACCGUCUGCAGUUUAUUUUAAACAUGCAAAUGAAUUCAGGAAAUGGUUGACUGAUGUUGAAAAUAGGAUUCAACAUGAAAGUGACAGCAGGCAGAAAGGCGUCGAGACAUUGGCAGAGCCGAGGAAGACAGUAGGCAGCUUUCAGUCAAUUCAGAAAGAAAUAGACGAGCAAGAAGCAAACUUGGAUGCGAUCGUUUCAAUGCACAAUGAACUGCUUGAUGUAGGAGAGCGUGAUGGAAGUGACGUGGCCGAUGAAGUGACGGCUGUGAAGGAGAGAUAUGAUAAGCUGAAAAAGACUGUGACCAACAAAUUGAACAACAGUUUGAAGGUCAAUGAAGCCUUUGAUGAGGUGAAAAAGAUCCAGGCCAAGCAGGCAAAGAUUUGUGGAGAUGUAGGGAGAGUGCUUGAUUUUAUGGAGCCAGUUGGAAAUGAUAGAGAGAAAACAGAGGCACAGGAGGAGACAAUUAAUGCUUUGAUCAAAGAGGUUGAAAACGACGGCUGGAACUUAGAUUACUUGGAUGACGUAAUUGGAAACAGUGAAAUUCCUGAUGAUGUCAAGAAAGAUGCAUUAAGGGUGAAAGAGAGGCAGGUCAAAGUCAAAGAAGGGUUGUAUCGCAAGAAGGAGGAGCUAGAGAAAGCGAAAAACAGAAUUGUGGAAUUUGAUGAAAUCAGGGACGGUCUAAUAAAAUGGACUGAAUCAACAAGAACUGAUCCUUUGUUUACAGAGCCGAUAGCCAACAAUUUGGAAAAACUGAAGCAGCAGUUAAGACACGUUGAGACGCUUGAGGAUGCCCAUCAGUGCCAUACGAAUGAUCUUGAAAAGGCAAAUGAGCUGGCUGAUUUGAUGGUUGUCAAUAGCAACAGCGAUGUCAUUACUGCUAAUGACACUGAACUGCGGUUGCAGCAGAUUAAAGUGCCAAUGGAAGAUGUGCUCCAGAAACUUCAUGUGCGAAAGAACCAAAUUCAGGAUGCUUUGUUGCGACUGCAAACUGUGCCUGACACAGUGGAUGAUUUUUAUGAUCGCCUCUCUGAGUUCCAGGAGAGCUUGAAUAAGGAAGGACCUAUUUCAGCCAAUACCUCCAUUUUAAUAGAGCAGAAUAAAGAUCAUAAGAAACUUUACGAAGAUAUCACAGGAGAGGAACCGCUGCUUGCAAGGCUUGUGGAAAGGGUUAGUGCUUCCAUUGCCAGCUCUGUACCUGAAGAAGAAUCUGAUAAGCUCAAAGAUAAAGUAAGUGAAUUGAAAACAAAAUUCACUGAAGUCAGUGAAAAAGCUCGAGAAAGAAACGAGAGGCUUAAUAAGGCAACAGUCUUAUCAAAAGCCUACCUUGAAAGGUCUGAUGAAUUUAAGACCUGGUUGCAAGAGCGUGAAAGUAAAUUGUUUAAUUCGGACAUGGACAAUUUGCCACUUAACAAAGAUGAGAUGACGCAAACCAUCAAGGACAUCAAGCAUGCAGUCAAAGAUAUAGAGGAGAUGCGACCAAAACUUGAAAAACUGGAGGAUCUAUCAGCUUCUUUAUCCAAACAUUGCGACGUUGGCCAGGAAACAAUGGAAAGUGAGUUAGCUGACAUCACAGAUAGAUUCGAGGCGUUAGAAGCUAAAGCCAAAGAGAGACUAGAUAAAUUGGAACGAGUAAGAGAACUUGAGGACUUGUUGAGAGAGAAAACGGAAUUGAUGGAAGAGUUCCUUGAGAAAUGUGAUGCAACGCUAAACGUAGAGGUGUAUUACGGUACAAAUGAGGAAAAGAUUGGAACAGAAGUGAAGAAAAUUGAGACAUUGCUGGAGGAGUAUGAAGAAAUGCAAGAAGACUUAGAAAAAGCUGAUGCACUUGACUCAGAAAUCAUUAAAUCUGUAGACCAGAAGACUUUGCGUUCUGCUAAAAGCAAAAUUUCUGAGAUGAAAGAAAAAAGUGAUUCAAGAAGGAAAGAUUUAGUAAAUGCAAAGGCGAAAAUGACAAAGUUUUCCGAAUUGGUGCAGAAAUACGAUGUAGAGUCUAAAGAGAUAUCCAACUGGAUUGAAGGUGUUGAAAAAGAUCUGGACGCUAAGGAGCCGGUUCGAAAAGACACUAGUUCUAUUAAGGAGGAGCUCGCCAAGUUGCAGAAACUUCAAGAUGAAGCUACUACAAAGAAAGUUUUAAUAGAGGACCUUGCCAAAACAGGGGAACGUAUUCAGGACUGCCUGGGCAACGAACCGAGUCUGAAAUCAGAAUUACUCGUGAAAACGGAGGACAUUGAGAAGAGUCACAGCAACCUUCUUACGGCAAUCAAUCUUCGCAGGAGUCGACUUCAGAAGUUCUUGUUAAAUGCACAGGACUUCGACAAGACCUUUCAAGAUUUUCUCGGCGCAGUUGAUGAUUUGGAAAAGAGGCUAGCCAAUGAGAAACCGUUAGAUGCUAGGUUUGAAGAGCUCAGACUCGUCAAGCAAGAACAUCAAAUAAUCGACCGAGAUGUUAGGCAACAGCACCCCGUUUUCGAACGUGUUAUGCGCAAUGGGCGCGAAAGGGCAGAACAAUUUGGGCCUGGCGAACAACGAAAUUCACUCAAUGCAGAACUAAACGAGGCGGAAAAAAGAUGGUCUGAUGUGAGAAGAGCGAAUGAUGUGAAAUGCAAGGACAUUGAUGCACUGCACAGCCACAGUAAAAAGUAUAGUGACGAAGCAGUAACAUUUAGCAUUUGGUUGGAGAAAGUAGAGAAGAAGAAAGAUGAGUUGGAAGAUCAGCCAAUAGAUUGCAACGAAAGCGAUUUGAAGGCGCAAAGGGAUGAGACAGAGGAGCUGAAAAAAGAAAUCGAAUCGCACAAACUCAAUUUCGAAAACAUCACACGGUUAAGCGAGCCUCUUUUUGAAGAAUGCAAGAAUCUAAAUGUUGAAAAUGGUGUCGACGAAGUUUCAGAACAGAAGACGAUUUUAACAAGAUUGAAUGGCCUACGUGUGUUUGUGGAACAGAAAGACGCUGCGAUAGAGCAAGUGCAAAACACGGUCGAAAAUGUGGUAAAAGAAUUAAAGCCAGUUCAAGGAUUGAUCAAUGAUGUUGAGAAAUUUGUUUCGAGCCCAAUUCGCUUUGGUGAUAAUGUCAAAAAGGGUGAAGAGUUCUUAGCAAAAAGUGAGGAAUUUGGAAAGCUUUUGGAGGAUAAUAAACAAAUUGUGUUAAAGUUGCUAGAAAGUAUUCCGGAGUCUUCUAAAACAAAUGAUCUAAAGGAGAAAACUGAAGAAAUUCUUGAAGAGAUACGGGAUGUUGAACGAAAGAUUGAGGAUCGAAAGAGCGAAACAGGGGUUUACUUGGAUACAGCUGAAAGUUUCAAUCAGUCUUUGAGCGAGCUCGAGUCUUGGAAUGCAGAGGCACGUGACAUCAAAGAGCCCUCUAUGCUGACAAAAGACUCUGUCAAGGAACAACUGGACAAGCUCAAGAUUAUGGAGAGUGAAGUAUCAGAGCUGAAACCUGCGAUGGAGGCUGCUCAAAGGACUGCGAAGCAGCUUUUGGAGCAAAACAGGGGGAAUCCUGUCGCAUGCACAAAGAUAGAAACUCGCCUUGAUGCUGCACGUGUACCUCUGUCGAAUGCAAUGUCGUCGAUUGAGGAGAGGCAGAAAAAACUUGAAAGAAUUAACAAAGCGAUUGACAAGUAUGAAGAGGAGAAAUUGGUGAUUGAAGAGCUGCUAGUGGAGACUAAAUCUGCGAUUGACGAAGUUGAGCCAUUUGGUACUGAUUUAGAGAAGGGAGAGGAACAAGUUAAAAUUAUGGAGGAAAUUGUGGAUAAACUGCAAAAGAAAAAGCCUGAGGUCCGAUCUCUAAACCGAGCCGGACAGAGUUUGAUACGACAGCUGUCUGACGCUGAGGAUAUCGAAGCCGAGUUGGACAAAGUUGGAGACGAUUAUUACGAUACAGUAGAUGCUGCAAAAGAGAAGUUUAAGGAAACGAAGGAACAGCUGAAAAAAGCGAAGGAGUUCGUUGAAAUAAUCGAGAUAAUUGAAGUGUGGGUAAUCGAAAUUUUUGAAAUUUUGGAGAAUGUUGAGCAUGGUAGCUCAGAGCCUGAUGAUGUUAAGCAGAGACUGAAGCAGAUUGAAGAUGCUCAAAAAGACAUUGUGAAACACAGCUUGAAAUUCAAGAUACUUGAAGAAAUCCUGGAAUAUUUCUUUGAAGUUUACAGUGAAGAGACGACAGUGAUCACACAGCCAAAAGAAAGGUUCGGAAAAGUUAAGGACUCGAUUGAAAAACUGACUGAGUCUCUCGAGAAACGUAAAGUAGAUUUGCAGACCUCGCUUACGUCAGCAAAGGAAAUGCAGGAUGAGUCCGAUGAGCUGAUUCGAUGGCUGUCCAAAAUGGAGACGGUCCUUACUGAACAAAGUCCGGUUUCUGCCGAUAAAGAGCAGUGUAAACGGCAAAGAACGGAGCAUGCGUUUGUUCAUGAUGAGAUUACACGAAAUGUUCCACGAUUUGAUAAGCUGAAUGCUAUUGGCGAAAGUACACUUGCUAAUAUGGAGCCUGGUGACGCUAAGGAGAAGCUCGCAGAUAAGUUUGAACAGAUAAAAUCGCGAUGGAGAGAACUAAAGGAGAAGUCAACAGAUAGAAAGGGUGUUCUUGAAGAGAUUGUACCGCAUUCUGACGCAUACGUUAUCGCGAAGCAGAAGCUGUUGCCAUGGUUAUCAGAAACAGAAAAGAAAGUGCAGCAACUUGAUGUGAUUUUUGUGGACAAACCAAAAGUUGAAGUACAGCAAAAGCUCGUUUCAGAUCUCGCUGAAGAAUUUGAGGAAUACAAGAAUUGCUUUGCAGAUAUAAAUGACAGCUCCAAUGUACUUUUAAUGAAUUGCGACCGCGACAUUGCACCGCUUAAGUCAGAAGUCGAUAAUGUGAAGAGGCAAUGGACACUUCUUAAUGAAACUGUUUCAACAGCAUCCAAAAAGAUCCCGAAGGUCAUGGAAGGGAUAAAUAAAUUUGAAAGCACGGUAGCCCCACUCGAGGAAUUAUUCAAGAAGGUUCAGUUGGGUCUGGAUAACCUAGAACCUUUUGCAGACAAUGUACAAAAAGGCGAAGGUCAGGUUCAAGAGCUGAAGAUCUUGCUUGAAGAUUUACUGGCAGAAGAGAAGAAUCUUGGGAAAAUGGACGAAGCGGGAGAAGAAUUGACAAGGAUUGAAGACAAACCUGAUAACCUAACCAUAGUUCGUCAAAGAAAGGACAAUAUUACAAGAACAUACGAUUCAUUGAUUCGCAUUUUAGAGGAAAAGUUGAAAACCGAAAAGGUCGUUCAAAACGGCAAAAAGUUUUUCCAAUUGGAAAAUGAUGUAGCGGAAAAGACAAAAGCCUUAAAGAAGAGAACGGUUAAACAGGAAACGGUUGCUGUGGACCCAAAGAAGGUCAAAGAGCAGUUGUUAGAGGUUGAAGUGUGGCUUGUAGAAGCACAAACUGUCAAUACGAUGUGCAGCGAGGCCGAGCUGUAUGCAAACGAUAUAAUCCUGUUCAAUAAGCAAGAUGAAGAUGUGGAAGAAAAAAUCAAGGAGCAGAUCAAGGCUAUUAAGCUUCCUGUUUUGGAAGUCAUUGGAGAUUUAGAGGACAGGGAAAAGAAACUGAAAGAUCGUCUGCAAGAAUGUGGAGCCUUCCAAGACCAGUUUGAUGAUUUCGAAAGACGAUUGAAGAACAUUGACGAACGAAUUGAACAACAGAAGCAGAAGCCGCUGUCUUCAAACCCAGCCAGAAUAACAAUGACGAUCGGAGAAAUUGAUAGUAUAGGCAAAGAUUUCAUGGAGGAGCUUCAGUUGUACCGUAUCGUUCAAAAAUCUGGAAAACAGGUUUUAGACACUUUAGAUACGGAAAGUGAGUGGAAACAGUUGAAGGGACAUCUUGAUGAAACUACUAAACUUUGGGACGCUAUUGACAAGAAAAUUGAUACAGAAAAGGACCAUGUAACCAAAGUGAAAGAGCUGUCUGUUGAGUUUUUUAACAAGAAGAAUGAUGUUUUGAAAUGGCUCGAUGAAAAUGAAAAGCGAUUCAUGACUCUAGAACCAGAAUCUUGUGAAUGGGAGAAACUCUCUAAGCAACAAAAAGAGAUAAAUUCAGUGCAGUCAGAUAUUGAUCACCAUAAAACAUAUAUGGAACGCCUGGAAACAUUGAUUGACGAGCUGGAGGAUGCUUGUGGUGAAGAUGUGGAAGAGCUGCACGAGAUAUCAGGUGACAUUAAAGAGAAGUGGAAGAGGGCUGAGUCGUUAUUGCUCAAUAGAAAAGAGACCAUUGCGGCAAUGCAGGAUAAAAUGCGAAGAUUUGGCGACUUGAAGAGGCCUGUAGAAGACACAUUAAAGAAAAUAAAAGCUAAGCUAGGUGAUUUGAGUUUCACUGGGGCUGAUGAAGGCAGAAUAAGACAGGUUUCAGAAGAUGUGAGUAAGAUUCAGAAGCAGGCUGAUGACCUUGAACCGAGACUAGAUCUAUUGGAUAACAUGGCGUCUGAAAUACAAGAAGAACACAUAUCAUCAGACUGCAAACCACUGAGAGAUGAGGUUGCUGAAUUGAAGGAAGGUUUUGAUGAGCUUUUCAAUGCUGUGUCUUCAAAGGCAGAGAGCAUCAGUGGGGUUAUCGCCGACCUUGAUAGUCUCACAGAUACUGCAACAAGCACUGAGACGAAAAUACAUUCUAUGGUAGAGAUGUUUGAGAAAAACAAGCCACUAAAAUUAGACUUGCAAGAACUUGAAGCCAGCGCAGUUUCUCUGCGGGAUGUCGAGUCUGAGCUAAAAACAGUGAAGCCCAUUGUCGACGAACUGACUUACAAAGGAAGGCAGCUGACGGAGAAAGGCUUCGGAUUUGAAGAAUUCAACGCAAAACUUACAUCUUUGGAAAGUCAGUACCAGGAGUUGAGCAAAAGGACUCCGAAGAAGUUGAGCGAUGUUGCUGAACUUAUAAAUAGACUUAAUGAGUUCUACAAUGAACACGAGGAAGCAGAAAAGGGAAUAGCAGCUGUUGAGAGGACCCUUGAGGAACAGAGUGCAGUUGGCAGCGUGGUAGACGAAAUUGAUGCUCAAAUGGAAGAACUUAAAGAUGUUCAGACAGGAAUGGAAAAACUGCAGGAGAAAGUUGGUAACCUAACUGAUCUGCAAUCAUUCAUUAAGUCUACAAGCCCAAAUAUAGAAGCCUCUCCGGUGGAAGAAGUUCUAAGUGAACUGAAUAACAGACUGCUAAAUGCAAAUCAACAAAUUUCUGAUAGAAAGGGGAAACUCGAGGAGGCAUUUGUCAAAUGCGGAAAAUUCAAGGAUGCAUUACAAUCACUUCUAGAAUGGCUUGAGGAAACGCAAGAGCUCGUUGAUGGACAAAGACAGAUAAAUGCACUUGAUCCAAAUGUGUUGAAGGCACAGAUCAUGGAACAAAAGCUGCUAAUUCGUAUAUUCAAGGAUCGUGCAGCAAGUGUCACAUCGCUGCAAAAUACUGGCAAAGACUUGCUUGAAGCAAAGGACUCUGAAGAUGAAAAGAACCGAGAAAUUGAGAGUGAUCUCGACAAGGCAACAAAGCUUUGGGAUUCCCUAAACAGCUACGUGAAUUUUAGAAUGGAGCGGAUGGGCUCAGUCUUAGAAACCUCCACAGAAUUCACAAAAGAGUAUGAAAAUUCUAUCGAGCAAAUGGAUGAGUUGCAGAAUCUUGUAGAAAGUGACGAGUGGAAGCCAAGUGGAAAACCAAACGAAAUUGCAGAGCAGAUAACAAGAUUUGAGGAUGUUAGGAAAAAGUUAAAAGAUUUAGAGCCACUGAUUGACGAUACUGCGAAGCGAGCUAGUGAACUGAACGAACUGUGUGCUGUGGAGGAGAGGGAAACUGUCCGACAAAAGAUGCAAACUUUAUUUGACCGCUUUGGCUCAAUGUCAGAGAAACGAGCCACCGUAAGCAAAACAAUGAAGGAAACUCUAGAUUUGAGCAGUGGAUACCACAGAUUGCACGAAGAGAUUAAUGAAUGGUUUGGCUCAUUUGAAACGAAAUUGAAAGAGCUGAGCGAUGCAGAUGAGAACUCAGUAAGAGAGCUGCAGAAAGAAAUGGCCGCAAAGAAGAAAGACGUCGAUGAUGUUGCUGCGGUGGCAGCCAAAUUGCAAAAAGUUGUUAAUGAGGAAAAUGCGAAGGAGAUUAAGGGUAUGGUAGAUAAAGAUAAAGAGACAUAUGACAACCUAAAAGCUAUUGUUGAGCAGAAAGCAAGAGACAUGUUCUUGGCAAAGGAAAAAGUAGAUAAGUUUGACAAAGAUGUUGAAAGUCUGGCAUCAUGGCUGGUAGAGUUAUCUGAAAGAUAUCAAAAGAUUGAGCCGAUUGCUGUCGACUCUGAAAAGGUGAAAGAACAAAUUAAUGACCAUCAAAUGUUUUUAAAAGAAGUAGCCUCAAAUGAGCCAAGACUCAAAGAGGUUUUUGAUACUGGUGAAAUGCUUCUAAUGGCGUGUAACGAGGAUGAGGAGCCAGCUAUCAAAGAGAAGAUAGAUAACUUGAAAUACAGACACGAAGAAGUGAUAGGAAAGACAGGAGAACGACAAGCUCAGCUUGUAGAGGCAUUGUUGCUUUCACAGCAGUUUGCGGAUAUGUAUAAAGAAACGCAAUCUCGUCUAAAAAGAACAGAGGAGUACCUGAAAGAUAUUGGAGAAAGUCGAUCAAAGGGAAUUGAAGUACAGAAGGAAAAGCACAAAGGCCUUGAAGACGGAAUCAGUCAUCUUCGGCCCUUGAUUGUUAGUUUAAAGGCCACUGGAGAAGAUUUGAUGAAGCUUAGUGGUCCUGGACAUGGGUCGGUUAGUAUUAGGGAGAAGCUUGAUGAUAGUGAGAAGAGAUGGAAUGCUUUGCACAAAGAUGUUGAAGAUAAAGGCAUUGAAAUUGGUGAAACUGCCCAAAAAACUGAAGAAGUGCAGGUAACGCUAGACGAGCUGUUGUCACAAUUUCAGGCUUAUAAAGAAAAGUGCAAAACACUUCCAUCGAUUGCUGUUAAAGAAGAACAGAUUAAGGAACAGAUCAAUGAUCAUGAACAAUGUCAGUUUGAAAUAUCUGAGUACUUUGAACCUGUGGAGCGCAUAGAAACUGCAGUUGAAGAAAUAAGGAAACAGGACCCCGAAUCGCAAAUUGCCAAGUCAAUGGCUGGCAAAAAGAAGAAGCUGCAAAAUACAGUUGCUUUUGUGAAAGAAGCAACUGAUGCCAGGAGAAAGGCAUUAGAUGAUGGACUUACUGCUUGUCGAAAAUUUUGGCCUGGCUUAGAACAGCUCAAGAAGACGUUAAUGGACGUCCAACACAAGAUAGAAUCACAAGAUGAGCCUCAUUUCCAGCCACAAGCCAUUGAGAGGCUCCAAAAGGAACACGAUGCAUUGCGAGAUGAGCUUGACAGCAACGAAGAAGUGAUAAAUACUUUGUGUCAGGUGAGUCCUAUCCUGGUGGCGAAAGCAAGUCAGGCUGACAAACUGGAUGUGCACAAGCAGCUAUCAGAGGUAACUGACCUCUGGGAUUCCCUUGAGAGUACUUGGUCAAAGCGAAAGACCGAGCUUGAGAACAUUCGUCACUUAGCCGAGCAGUAUGAAGAAAGUGUGCAAGAGCUAGACUCGUGGUUAACCAAAUCCGAAAGAGAAUUAGAUGCCAAGUCACCCGUAGGGACAGAAGUAGGAGUUGUGAAGCAACAGUUGACUGAAAACAGAGGCUGUUAUAAAGAUCUAGUUGGACGACAAAUUGAUAUCACGCAGCUGAAUCAAAAGGCCAGUGCAUUGAUGGAUAAAAUCGACCAUGAAGACAGCGAUUCUAUUCAAGAGCAAAUUGAUGAAAUCAAAUCCAGGUGGGAGAAGCUCCAAUCAGCUAUCAACGAGCGACAGUCACUGCUUGAAGAAACUCUCUAUCGCCUUGGGCAGUUUUCUGUUGUCAUGGAAGAAAUAAUUACAUGGAUGAAGCAAACAAUCACAGUUUUGAGUAAGAAGAAGCCACCAUUGCUUAAAGAUAAGAAGAUCAUCGAAGUUGAGCUUGAGAAACUGAAGGUGAUUGGAAACGAUAUUAAUGCACACGAGUCCGCGGUCAUCAAAUGCAAGGACUCUGCCGCAGCCCUUCUGCAAUCAACAGCCAGUUCUAACGAGAAGCAAGCACUAGAAGACAAAAUUGAGAACCUUACUUCUGGUUGGGAAGAAAUAAAGACGCUCUACUCUGCAUACCAAGUUGAAUUAGAGAAUGCGUUUGAUGAGUCCCGUCUGUUUCAAGAGCAAACCAAGGACCUCUUGCAAUGGCUGUCGAAAGAGAGCGUCGAUUUGAAGAAGAAAAAACCCACUGGCGGGAAACCGGAUACAGCAAAGGAACAGCUUGAAAACCACCAAGAUUUCUUAAAAGUUCUCGAGGAGCAGACAACAAUUUACACUUAUAUUGAGGAGACAUUGACAAUCGUGAUCAAAUCGAGCGAUGUUUCCAGUUCGCGCCCAUUGGAAAUUACCUUGGGUGAACUGUCUUCAUUGUGGAAAGAGGUUAACGCAUUGUCAGAAAAGCGGUCUGUACGACUCGACAACGCUUUCAAGAUGGCCCAAAGGUUUGAUAAUCUGGUGACUGAAAUGGAAUUUUGGCUUACCAGGAUUGAAGGCUCUGUUUCAUUAUUUGAAGAUGUUAGUACCCUUUUGGAGAACAUCGAGAAGCAGAAGCUGCAGUUUAGGGAAUUUCAAGAGGAAGUAGAAGAACACCGCACUAAGUUCAAGGAGAUGCGAGAGGUUGGUCACAAAAUAACAGAAAGCUGUAGUGCAGAGGAAGUACAAGAGGUGAAUGAAGAUAUUCAGAAAAUCGAGGAAAGAUGGAAAGAACUUAAUUUGGUUGCGAAGAAAAGAAAGGAAACGAUUGAAGAGAACUAUGAAUUGUCAUCGCAGUUUUUUGAUAGCGCUGCAAAAUUAGUGACAAGUUUUGAUGAUAUUACUGUCCGUAUUAAGUCUGACCAGUCGAUUGGAAAGGAUAAAUCAAUGGUGCGUGCACAAAUAAGGAAGCACAAGGAUUCGCAGCAUAUGAUUGGAGCACUCCAAGGAAAAUUAAAUGCUGUUGUGAAAACGGGUAUGAAUCUAGUAGAGAAGAGUGACCCUGGCGAUGGAGCAGUUAUCGAGGAGAAGAUUUCUGAACUAAGGACGCAAUGGGAUGAAAUUUGUGCCCUAUCUGUUGAAAGGCAAAGACAACUGGAGGAUGCGCUGCUGUUCCAUGGACUCUUUCACGACGCUGUUCAGGCGCUUGUUGACUGGUUGAAUUCUGUCGAGCCUGGUCUCUCUACUGAGACGGCGGUCAUGGGUGACGUAGAAACUGUCAAACUUCUUAUUCAUCACCAUAAGCUAUUCCAGAGAGAACUUGGUAGUCGCCAACGUAAUUUUGAUAAAAUUAUGAAAACUGGGGAGACGAUGGUUGCUGAACGGCAUGUUGAAGAUCCCGAAUCUCUUCAGCGAGAUCUUGACGACCUGAAGUUGAGGUGGGAGGCUUUGUGUACAAUGUCUGUGACGAAGCAGGAACGGCUUAUGAACUCACUUGUUCUUGCAAAGGAAAUGCAAUCUGGCAGCCAGGCACUCAUAAGAAGAAUCAUCGAACUUGAAGACGUUUUGAAAAAGCAAGGGCCUAUUUCGGACGAAAUAGCUGUAUUGCGAAACCAAAUGGAGGAAUUUCAGGCUUUCCAGAAAGAGCUUGACAUUGAGGAGAGCAACCUGAGAGCGAUAUUGAAGAAAAGUGAAGUGAUUUUGCGAUUUUGUCAUCCCAGUUCGUUGCAAACGAUCCGAAAUCAGAUUGCAUUUUUGAAGCGAAGAUGGAAUGACGUCGCUGGGUGGGCCAGGCAAAGGGAGACAAGGCUAAAGGAGGGCUUGGAAAAGCUGCUAAUGGAGCAGAAGUUGGUUGAAUCACUUAGCAGUUGGAUCAUUGUCAAAGAAUCCGUGAUAGUUGAUCGAGAAAAAAUUCCAUUACCAGACGAUUAUGACGUUGUCCAUUCAUUAUUUGAGGAGCACAAGCUGUUACAGGAAGAAGCAACGGGAAAACAGAGCGAUUAUGACAAAGUAACGAAGCAUGCGAAAAAAAGAAUCGGCCAGGAAAGAAAGCGAGCUACCAGAGCUCCUAGCAGAGGACGUGAAGCCUCCUUUGUUAAGGAAUACUUAAAUCCAGCCGUCACCCAACUUGCUAAAAGAUGGCAGAAUCUUUGGUUGCUGUUAAUGGACAGAUUGAUAAGACUGCAAGCAAAACUGGACGAGAUUAGGAUCCAAAAGGCGUCUGCUGAAUUCAACUGGGAGGAAUGGAGAGAAAGAUUCAAGACGUGGUUGCGAGAAUCGAAAUCGAGAGUUUCAGAUUUGUGGAGAAAGAAAGAUCUUGACAGGGACAACAAACUGAAUCGUGAAGAGUUUGUGGAAGCCAUUAUUGAAACGACGUUUGUGACUGAAAGAUGGGAGAUCGAAUUGGUUUUCAAUAUGCUAGAAGUUCAUUCGUUGAUAAGUUACAAAGACUUCGUAGACAGCUUGAAAAACAAAGCACCAAAGAAGAAAGAUAAGCCGAAAACAGACGCUGAACGUGUUAGCUACGAGAUUGAAGCGGAAAUAGAAAAAUGUAUGUGCCAACGGAGAUACCAGAUUACAAAGAUAUCUGAUGGGAAGUACUAUUUCGGAGAAACACAAAAGUUGAGGUUGGUCAGGUUUAUGAGAACAAGUGUAAUGGUACGUGUUGGUGGUGGAUGGGACACGUUACAAGGUUAUUUGAUGAAAAAUGAUCCUUGCAGGGCAGAGGGAAAAACGAAUUAUGAACUGAGAGAAGCAAUGCUCGUCCCGGGGACUGGAAGCAUGCAGGCUUUUAAAUUCAAACGGCCAGGUAUUUCUCGUGAAAGUUCAGGGUUAAAGCCAAGAACGCCUUCAAGAGAACCGUCCGGAGAAAUACGAAGGUCGGGAAUUCCGAGAAGACAGAAGUCGGAUUUAGAACGUGAACAAAAGAAAAUACAUUCGUAUUCCGGAAUGGAUUAUUCCAACGUAAAGAGCAGUGGAUAUGGAUUGUCGCCGGCAGCAAAGCGAAGACCACCGUCUCAGGGAGAUGAUGGCAAACCACGGUUACGAAGAUCUGGUAGUGGGCUAUCAAGUGGCAGUAGAGACUCUCAGGAUGAUGUUGAUGCACCAAGGUUGACGCGAGAGCGCUCUGGGGAUGUGUUCUCUCGUUUGUACGGAACUGGGCGAAGGUCUUUUAAAGAAGUGAAGCCCCGAGCCCCCUCGACACCCACAGGUACUGCGAGUGUGAAGCCAAGAACUCGGCUAUCUGCUGAGAAAAAAGAGGGAGAAACAGUACCAAAACCCCCACCAAGCCCAACCACAAGACCAGCGGUUGGUGGUGUCUUUGCAAGGUUAACAUCAACAGGAACUGCAACGAAAAAAGCGAUUGCAGAGAGUGUUGCAGACAAGUCCAAGAAAACGCCGACGAGAAGGUCAUUAAGCAAGGAUCAGAAGCGAGAAGAGGGCUGGAGGUCUGUGAGGUCAAAGAAGUAACUUUCUGUUCUUUUGUUGCAAUCAUGACUUGCUUUACUUAACUUAAAUAUCAUUGGGUUUCUAAUACGUUUUUUAUAGUUUUUUUUGCAAUGCAUACUGUCUGUCCGAUAGCAUUUCAUUUAUGUGUUACCAUAUAGUGUUACCCAUUUUUUACUCGCCCUUUUGGGAAUGGCUUUUUGAACGCUUUCAUAACACUAAAGCCAUUUCCAUCAAAUGAUUGUGAUGCCAUUUGUGAAAAAACAAUUCCGACGUUUAUGAAGUUUGUAUCAUUGCCCGUUAGGGUUGAACAGCCAUUCACUCAAUUCACUAGCUUCAUACAGAAUAGAAGUAAUUUAGAGACUGCAUUUUGGAAUUCAUGUUUGUAAUUUAGUAGUUAUUAGUAAUAAAUUUGCAUUGACACCGAGCUGAAUUUGUUAGUGAUAUUUAUUAUCGUGACUGUAUUGUUUGGAACUCGCUUUUUGCAGGCGCUUUACCCAGUCUAAUCAAAUUAAGCCAUCCCGCCUCAAUCCCGCCUCAAUCUCGCCUCAAUCUCGCCUCAAUCUCGGCUCAAUCUCGCCUCAAUCUCGCCUCAAUCUCGCCAUCAGAAGCGCAUCCGCGCAAGAACAGCCGUGACAACGAUUUUCAACUGAAAGAAACUGAAAGAAAUUUAUCGAUUAGACUCGUGGUGUUGCGACUGCAUCAGCCUUUCGUGAGAGUUCUAUUGUUUGCUACAGUAAGGGUUUUUAUGGUUCUUUGGAUAAUUUGUGUUCGAAUAUAAUCUUUCCUUAUGUUUUGAAUGUUUUUUGGUAAAAAGUAUUUUAGUGUCAAUUUGUAUUAGAAAAUUUGACCAGUUUGUAGGUAAUAUCAACUAUGAAUUGAUAACGUUUUCCACGAAAUCUACCUUUAGUUAUUGAAUGAAAUGAUA
Messenger RNA from Rhopilema esculentum, 17830 nucleotides. The record is from RefSeq and is a predicted model, not a curated record. NCBI's taxonomy places the organism in Eukaryota, Metazoa, Cnidaria, Scyphozoa, Rhizostomeae, Rhizostomatidae.